Molecule: messenger RNA, 3215 nt
Organism: Balaenoptera musculus (blue whale)
Lineage: Eukaryota; Metazoa; Chordata; Mammalia; Artiodactyla; Balaenopteridae
Gene: ZNF331
Product: zinc finger protein 331
Exons: 5
Coding region: 260-1747 (495 amino acids)
Biological process (GO): negative regulation of transcription by RNA polymerase II
Molecular function (GO): DNA-binding transcription repressor activity, RNA polymerase II-specific; RNA polymerase II cis-regulatory region sequence-specific DNA binding
Source: RefSeq, a predicted model, not a curated record
GUGCGCUUUCUGCGAAAAGGAUUUUUAUUCAAGCUCUGGUUUCCUGGUGACCCUGUCCGGAGUUAACCUCAACGCCGGCGCGCCCUCCCGACGCCGUCGGUUGUUGGGCCCCAAACGGCCAGCUGUCCUCCAGAAAAAACAUCCCAAGGAAAAAGAAUCAUCAUCACAGAUCUUGAAAUCAAGAUCUGGCUUCUCUGGAUUUUGUGUCUUCAGUAAAGGAGACCCCAAGAGAACCGAUCAGUUCUUGAAUUCUAAAACCAUGGCCCACGGUUUGGUGACAUUCUCCGAUGUAGCCAUAGACUUCUCUCAGGAGGAGUGGGCAUGUCUCGACUCUACGCAGAGAGACCUGUACUGGGACGUGAUGCUGGAGAACUACAGUAACUUGGUCUCGCUGGAUUUGGAAUCACCGUAUGAGACCAAGAGUUUACCUACACGGAAGGGCACUUAUGAGAUAAAUUUUUCCAAACAGAACUCAAAUAGAAAAAGUAAAUCCCUUGGCCUUGACUGGAUGUGUGAAGGUGAAUUUGAAGGACCACAGGUCCCUCAAGAGGGAUAUAUCGUCCCUCAAGAGGGAUAUAUCAAUCAAAUCAACUGUGGGAAAACGCCCACUUGCAGAGAAAAUACCUCUGUCCGACCACAUCAGAGACUUCAUAACAGGGAAAAUUCCUAUGAAUGUAAGGAAUGUGGGAAGGCCUUUAGCCGAGGCUAUCAACUUACUCAACAUCAGAAAAUUCACACCGGUGAGAAACCCUAUGAAUGUAAAGAAUGUAAAAAGGCCUUCCGUUGGGGUAAUCAGCUUACUCAACAUCAAAAAAUUCACACUGGUGAGAAACCUUAUGAAUGUAAGGACUGCGGGAAGGCGUUUCGGUGGGGUUCAAGCCUCGUUAUUCAUAAGAGAAUUCAUACGGGUGAGAAGCCCUAUGAAUGUAAAGACUGUGGGAAGGCCUUCAGACGUGGUGAUGAGCUCACUCAGCAUCAGAGAUUUCACACUGGUGAGAAAGACUAUGAAUGCAAAGACUGUGGGAAGACCUUUAGCCGAGUGUAUAAACUAAUUCAGCAUAAGAGAAUCCACAGUGGUGAGAAACCCUACGAAUGUAAAGACUGUGGGAAGGCCUUUAUUUGUGGUUCCAGCCUCGUUCAACAUAAGAGAAUUCACACCGGUGAGAAGCCCUAUGAGUGCCAAGAAUGUGGGAAGGCCUUUACUCGUGUCAAUUAUCUCACUCAGCAUCAGAAAAUUCACACUGGUGAGAAACCUCAUGAGUGUAAGGAAUGUGGGAAGGCCUUCCGUUGGGGUUCGAGUCUUGUGAAACACGAGAGAAUUCAUACGGGUGAGAAGCCAUAUAAAUGUACAGAAUGUGGGAAGGCCUUUAACUGUGGCUAUCACCUUACUCAGCAUGAGAGAAUCCAUACUGGCGAAACGCCUUACAAAUGUAAGGAAUGUGGAAAGGCCUUUAUUUAUGGGUCAAGCCUUGUCAAACAUGAGCGAAUUCAUACAGGGGAGAAACCCUAUGAGUGUAAAGAAUGUGGGAAGGCCUUCAGUCACGGCCAUCAACUUACACAGCAUCAGAAAAUUCAUACUGGUGAGAAACCCUCUGAGUGUAAGGAAUGUGGAAAGGCAUGUAAACGUGUAAACCAUCCUCCAGAACAUCAGAGAAUUCAUGCUGUUGAGAAACCUUUUGGGUACAAAGAGCGUACAGAGGCCUCUAUUCAACAUUCAUUUCUUCCACGACAAGAGGAAAAUCCGUGAUAAGACUUAACGCAAGAAAGCCUUCACUGGUCACUCUUCUGCUUAUAGAAUAUCAGAAGUCAUAUGAGAGGUGAAUUUGGAGAAUUGGAGAAAUCACUUUUUCUUAUUGAUCACAACAUACUCAGUUGUCGAUUAUUUUCUACUGGAUAGGUUAGUUUCCUGAGUGCGUAGAAACCUUCCAAUACCAUUUCAUCUCUGUCGUAUUUCAGAUUUGUUCUAAGGUAAAACUCUGCUAAUGGAGCAUAUGUGGGAGAGCUUUUCUCGUGGUACAUACCCCUACCUGUUUCCAUCACCGUCCCACCUCUUUACUCCCUGUGAGGCACUGAGAAAAUUAGCUAUUACUCCCUGUGCAUUAUCUGUGAAAUGGGGAUAAUCACACCUACCUAAUACUGCUGUUGUGGUGAUUAAAUGAGUUUGGUACAUGUAAGCUCCUUGAACGUGUAUCUGAAAUAUUGUGUAAGCUCAAUAAAUAUUAGCUGUUGUUGUUGUUCUCAUUACCAUUAACGUUGCUAUUAGUGAAUUUUUACAAGAAGACCCCCUGCGGGUGCAGUGAGCUGAGAAAAGACUAUCAAACUUCUAGAAGAAAACAUGGGGAAUUCCCUGGUGGUCCAGUGGUUAAGAUUCCAUGCUUCCACCACAGGGGGGCACAGGUUCGAUCCCUGGUCGGGGAACUAAGAUCCCACAAGCCGUGCGGCGCGGCCAAAAAAAAACAUAGAAGAAAAUUUAGGAGAUUAUUGUCACAGCAUUGGGUUAGGCAGCAUUUCUUAGUAUACAGAAGACAUUAAACAGAAAGUAGAAAGUUAUUAAGUUGGACUUCAUCAAAAGUACAAAGUUCUGAUCAUCAAAUGACACCAUGAAGGUGGUGAAAAAGCAAGAAGACUGGGAGAAGAUAUUUACAUAAACCUGACAAAGGAUUCACAAAGAAAGGAUAAAAAGAAUCCUUCAAGUCAAUAAUAAAACAACAAAUCAAUUAAAAGGUGGAGGGAGACUUACAUAAGCACUUAAGAUCACCAAAUGGCAAAUAAGUAAGUGCAGAUAUAUUAAACGUCAUCACUCCUCAAGGAUAUGCAAAGUAAAAUCAUCAUGUGAUGUCACUAGACACACACCAGAAUGGCUGACGUUAAAAUUGCUUAUAAGCCAGUGUCUUUGUUGGAUGUUCAAACAUGGCCUGUUCAAGAAGGAACAGCGGCUUCCCUGGUGGCACAGUGGUUAAGAAUCCUCCUGCCAAUGCACGGGACAUGGGUUCGAGCCCUGGUCCGGGAAGAUCCCACAUGCUGCGGAGCAACUAAACCUGUGAGCCACAACUACUGAAGCCCGCGUGCCACAACUACUGAAGCCCAUGUGCCUAGAGCCCAUGUUCCACAACAAGAGAAGCCACCGCAAUGAGAAGCCCAUCACAAUGAAGAGUAGCCCCCGCUCGUCGCAACUAGAGAAAGCCCGUGCACAGCAACGAAGACCCAACACAGCC